AUGGGCGGAAGCCGAGGUUCUUCCAAAAGGAGCAAGUCCUCUAAAAGCCGAUCUAAAAGUCGAUCCAAAAGCCGAUCUAAAAGCCCUUCCAAAGACAGAAAGUCUCCUGUCAAAAAGGCACCCGAGGAACCCAGCAUUCCUAUUGAUUCAAGUGUACAAACUUGCCCAAAUAAUUUCUGCUUCUAUUGUUGUUACCAACUAGCAGAGGAUCAUGAUGUCCAGUCGCAUAUACUCCUUUUAGCACAUGCCCCUCUCAAAUUCGGUGAUACUAAUCUCUCUCACACAUGUCGACGUUGCCAAGAAACCGUUCCUCUUAAAUGGGGUCCAACCCACAAGUGUUGCGGUUUCAACUCUAUCUACAAUCAGCGCAAUUUCUCUGCCUCAGUUAUUCAAGGGGGAGCCCCAUUUAGAUGUCUCCUCUGUCGUGGACGUGCCUAUAAAUCUCGCAGCGAUUUAGUGACCCAUCUCCUUGCAUUCCAUCAGCCUAAUCGACCCCAAGGCCAAUGUGGUCUGUGCAACUUCACGUUUGAAGAAACACCUUCUGAAAGCAAUGAAGAUAAUCCAGAACUUAAAUCAAACGACCAGAAGCUUAUUAGACACUGGAUUGUUGAACAUGCCCCAACUUAUCGCCUUGUUUCACGCCAAGCUGUGCAUGAAGACUCUGGCCUCCGUGUGCCCUACGCCUGCGUUAUCUGUCGUCGAAUAUAUCAGAAUAAUUGGGAGUUCCAUGCUCAUGUUAUCUGUCGGCAUGGAGUUAAACCUGAUGUGGAAUCUUCUCUAUUCAAAUGCUUCAUGUGCCAAAAGUGUGCUAACUCCGAGGAGGCUUUUGAUAAACACAUUCGAUUUCAACAUUGUGAUAAGUUUAAGUGCUUGGCCGAGAGUCUAUUGAAUAAGGAGAUGUUUAUGAAUGUGGCUGACCCUGCCUCUACUUGUUCAAUAUGCUGGGAAAGUUUUGACGAGAACUUUGAGCUGCAAGCUCAUCUUCUCACUGCACAUGGAACUCCCAACUUUCUCCACUGUGGCUGGUGUAAAGUGGACUUUUCAAGGAGCUUAGUACCCUUGGACGCCUUUCUUGUAUUUCUUAACCACGAACGAAAUCAUGCGAGGGAGCUGCAGUUGACAGCCUUGGAAAUGCACAUGACAAACAAGGAGUUGCCUGAGAUUUUGCCUGAUCAUAUGACUAAAGAAUCUGUUCAGGCAUCGUUGGAUGCCCUGACUGGUCCAGCUGAUGAUAAGCAAGAAGGCGCCUCAAAGCGUAGUAAGAGCAAAUCGUCUAAAAGUAAGAGUGGAAAGAGUUCGAAGUCGGGCGGAAGUAGCAAAGGAAGCAAGGGAAGUAAGGGAAGCAAAAACAAGAAGAAGAAGUAG
Messenger RNA from Rodentolepis nana, 1365 nucleotides. NCBI's taxonomy places the organism in Eukaryota, Metazoa, Platyhelminthes, Cestoda, Cyclophyllidea, Hymenolepididae. The record is from the annotation of a GenBank genome assembly.